This is a messenger RNA of Purpureocillium lilacinum, 1530 nucleotides long. RefSeq lists its product as uncharacterized. The record is from RefSeq and is a predicted model, not a curated record. Lineage: Eukaryota; Fungi; Ascomycota; Sordariomycetes; Hypocreales; Ophiocordycipitaceae.
AUGCCAUCAUUCACUCGCUUGCUGCUGCUCUCGGCUGUGACCUGGUGUGCGGCCACGGCAUUCUCGCCUUGUCCUCUGAUCGGACAGUAUCUACCCCCUCCGACAAUCACUCAAGACGAUGCAACAAGCCUAUCUCAAGGGUACCGUGCCAGCUUUGACAGCCUGGUUCAACACGGGGGCAGCGACAAAUAUGGUGAAAUCUCUGCGAACACGACAUCCUUUGCCGUCGUCUUCUUCGCAGGCGCGACGGGCAAGACCAUCUUUGAAUACUACCACACGGCAGACAACACGUCCAGCAGCGUCGAUUCAAACACGAGGUUCCCUGUCGGAGACGUCACCAUGGUGUUUACCGUGUACUCGUGGCUGGCGAUGAUGGGCGAGCAUUGGGACGCCCCCAUCACCAAAUUCCUGCCAGAGCUGGCGGACGCGGGGCCUGUGCCGUGGGAGGACGUUACGAUUGGGUCUCUCGCAGGCCACAUGUCUGGUCUCCCGCGGCAUGUCUGCACAGCGCCGCAUGGUUGUUCCGAUGGUCGCCUGCGAGGCAUCGCCGACCAGCAGCCCGUGUUUCUGCCCGACACCACGCCGAUGGUCUCGUAUGCCGCCUUUGAGGUGCUUGCUGCGGCGAUGGAGCGCAGCAAGUCGAGGGACUUUGCCAGCCUACUGCAGUCGUCGAUACUUGGCCCGCUCAACAUGAGCCGGAGCGGCCUGCGACUAGCAGACGUCUUUGCCGCGCGAAACAACGACCUGCCGGCGGUCAAGGAGCCAGCUGCCCUGUCAAUGGUGUCGACGGUGGGCGACCUGGCGCGCGCGGGCAAGGCGAUCCUGUCGUCCAAGCUCAUCCCCGCGGCGGUGACCAGACGGUGGCUGCACUCCAACGCGGACACGUCGAACCUGCGAAACGGAGUCGGCCGCCCCUGGGAGGUGUACCGCGCCGGGUCGAACGCGACGUCGCCGAUCCUCGACGUCUUUACAAAGAGCGGCGCGGUCGGGCCCUAUGCGAGCUACUUUGGCCUGGCCCCUGACUUCGACGCUGGGUUUGCCAUUCUCGCACACGACGCGACCGUCAAGGAUGGCGGGCUCGACCUCAAUGUGUACGCCGACGUCGCGAGCGAGGCGCUUGAGUCUCUCCUGGGGCUGGCCGCCCGGCAGAGUGCCAUGCGCUUCGGCGGCACGUACGGCGGAGACAAGGAUAGGCUUGUGCUGAGCCAGGGCAGCCCCGGUCUCGAGGUCAAGGAUUUCAAGCUCGACGGCGUCGACAUGAUGGCCGUGGCAGCGCGGCAGCUUGGCAUCAUGCCCAAGGACCUAGACUACCGGCUGUAUCCCACAAACGUCAAGGACGCGCGCCAUCACCAGUUUGUUGCCGUCUUCCAGGACAGGGCAGCCCCAGUGGACAUGGGGACGCCGACCUGCAUUACAUGGCAGAGCGUCGACGCGCAGGCCCAAGCCCGGACGCGCUUUGUUUUCGAGCUGAACGACCAGAGGGCGACUGGAGUUGUGCUGGGUCGGACGCGGUUGGCGAGGAGGCAGUAG